Theobroma umbraticum is the source of this 4072-nucleotide messenger RNA. RefSeq lists its product as uncharacterized. The record is from RefSeq and is a predicted model, not a curated record. NCBI's taxonomy places the organism in Eukaryota, Viridiplantae, Streptophyta, Magnoliopsida, Malvales, Malvaceae. Gene Ontology annotation, molecular function: zinc ion binding.
UUUUUUUGUCAUAUUUAUUGGUUUUUACCUUGUGGGUUCUUUGAAUUUUGCCUUCGGGUGUCAGAAUUCAAGCAUUUUAUUGGUGGGGUUCUUUGUGAAAUAAAGUUUUUAUUAUAUCUUCCUGAUGGAUCAAGUUAAGUUAAUCUCUAAAAUGCAUGAGCUUCAGUUUCUAAUUUAUAGUUUUUUUCUUCUUCUUGAAUUUAGUGGAGGAAAGUAAAAGUUUGAGGAAUUAUUCAAUCUAGAGGAAGCAUGAAGAGCCAUGAAUCAAAGAUCCCAAGAAUGGAGGACAUUCUUAACCUUCCAGUGCAAGAUCCUCCAUGUACAGAGUUUUCUGCUGCUCACAUAAAGUGGGUAAAAGUAGAAGGUGGUCGCCAUGGUGGUGAUGAUAUUGCUUUAAUCCCGUUUGCUAGAGUAGAUGAUUUUGUAAAAGGAGAGUCGUCUAAUGCAGAAUGUCCUGCUAGUUUCCGCAUUGAGUCGAGGAGGAAGAGAUCUGAAGGGAGUAUCAGCAAACCAAGGGUUGAUGGAUAUCUUGAGUAUACGCUGUACUGGUGUUCUUAUGGUCCUGAAGAUUACCGAGAUAGCGAGUCUGGUCUUGGGGAUGUCUCAAACAUGAAACCUGCCACGGGGAAGGGGAGCAGGCCAGGGCGACGCCACAUGAUGAGAGGUUGCCUUUGCCAUUUUACUGUAAAGCGCUUGUACACCCGCCCCUUGCUUGCCCUUAUUAUAUAUAAUCAAAGGAAGCAUGUAGAUAAAACAGGGGCCCCUUGUCAUGGGAUACUUGAUCAGGAUGCGGUGGGGACAAGAGCUAUGUAUGCUCCACGAAUCUCAGAGGAAUUACGCCAGAAGUUGAUAUCUAUGCUUUAUGUUGGAAUAUCUUUGGACAACAUAUUUCAGCAUCACAUGGAUGUGGUCCAAAGGCAUGGGGGCCCGCACAACCGAGAUGAUUUUCUCACACGAAACGAUGUUCGCAACAUUGAAAGAGUUAUUCGUAAUGCAUCACACGAACUUCAUAUUGAUGACGAGUGCAGUGUAAAAGUAUGGGUACAAAGGCAUCAAAAACAUGUUUUUUACUUCCAAGAUGCUUCUGGUUCAGAACCUUUGAUUUUGGGUAUACAGACAGAUUGGCAGCUGCAACAGAUGCUUCGCUAUGGACAUAAUAGUUCAAUAGCCUCUCAUUCUACCUUUGGCUCAAAGAAACUUAAGUAUCCCUUAUCCACUUUACUCGUCUUUGACUCUUCCCAAAAUGCAAUUCCUGUUGCUUGGGUGAUUACCUCUGCUUUGGUUGGUCAAGAUAUUCAUAAAUGGAUAGGUUCCCUUUCUGAAAGAAUCCGGACAAAGGACCCUAGAUGGAGAGUGAAUGCCUUUUUAAUAGAUGAUCCUUCUUUUGGGAUUUCAGUCAUAAGAGAUGCUUUCCAGUGCCGGGUUCUAUUGUGUGUCUGGCAUGUUCGCCGUGCUUGGAUAAGGAGUCUUUUAAGGAAGUGCUGCAACAUUGAUGUGCAGCGAGAGAUGUUUAAGCACUUGGGUUGGAUUUUGUAUUCCUCAAGAAGUGGGCCAAAUGCUAUGGAUGCAGUUGAAGAAUUCUUGGAAAUAUUUGUUGAUCAAUCUGCUUUUAUAGAUUAUUUCAAGAGCCGAUGGUCACCAUACAUAGAAUCAUGGGUUAGUGGCAUAAGGUCCCUUCCUGUUGCUGGUCCAGAGCCCCAUGCUGCCAUUGAAUCCUAUCACCGAAGAUUGAAGUACAAGCUUUUUAAUGAGCAACAUGCUAAUUUCUGGCCUAGAAUUGACUGGUUAAUCCACGCUUUGACUACGGAAUUUCACUCCUUAUAUUGGUUAGAUCAAUACACCAGAGAAACAGGAUACUUUCCUAAUUUUAGAGAUGAAUCUUUCUCAACCAAUGCUUGGUAUCAGGCCCUCCACAUACCAAAUGUCGAUGUCAUAUUGGAUGAGCAGAAUCUCCAGCUUGCAAAGGUCAUCUCCCAAACAGACAGAAACCUGGCUUAUACAAUUUGGAACCCUGGUUCAGAAUUUUCCCUCUGUGAUUGUAACUGGUCAAGUCUGGGAAAUAUCUGUAAGCAUGUCAUCAAGGUGGCAAUGAUAUGUAAAAACCGGCAGGUUGCAAGGCCAUUGUUGUCAGCUCAAAUUUAUAGGCAGACCUUGCUUAGUCUUCUGCAUAAUCCCCCUGAUGAUCCUGUUAUUCUUGAUCAUGCUAUUCUGUGUGCAACUCGCUUGCAACAGGAUAUCAAAGGCUUGGAAGACUUGUCUAACAGUGGGCUACUUCAGCAAUCGCCUCCUGAGAUUAAUUCUCUAGUGGCAGAUAAUACUCUCUUUUUUGCACGUUCUCAUUGAUUACAGCAUCCAAAAAAAGCAAUUGAACACUUUCAGUGAGGCUGUGAAGUUAUAAGUUAUCUUCUGACAAUCUAGCUUCUGAUUGAGGAAGAAUUCAUAUUAUCAUGCUUGGAAAAGCGAACAUGAAGUUUUAAAUUUAUGGCUUUCAAACUCCACCUACUUGAGGUUUUAAGCUGUUCAGCUGCCAAGGCUAUAUUGUGCUCUAUUCUCCUUCCCACAGCAGGUAUUCUUGGGUAUUUUCUCAUCUUUUCUGCUAAAAGUUAACUUUUUCUCUUUUUCUAACCACACUGCAGUGACAUAAAGUGGAGGGUCAUUGGCAAGUUAUUUUAUUUUGGAAAUUUACUGGGACUUACUCAAUGAAAAGCGUAUGAAAACCUUGCAGGUAUGGUUGAGCAGCGUUCUCAAGUUUAAUAUGGCAAACUUGCUUCAUUAAGCAAAAAUUGUCCCAGAAAAAGUAUGCUCUCAGGUGGUCCUGGUUUAUUUUCAUUUUCCUUUUGUAUUUUUUUUUUUUUUUGAAAGGUGGAAUAUCAGCUUUCAUUACUGAGUAGGCUCAAAAAAGAGGAGAAAAUUUAGUUGGUUCAUGACAGGUUUAAAUAUCCAGCAAAAUAAAAAGAGAAGUUUCUAAUGUCAAAUUUAACUCUUUUAGUCCACGAAUUUGAUAUGAAAAUCAUUCAAACCAACAGAUAUGGCAGAAGACUUAUAUGUUUGUUUAGUUAAUCUGAGCUUAUAAAUAUGUGUAUAAGCUGAAGUUGCUGGCUGAACUGUAUUGUUUUUAGAUUGAAAAUUUCUUAUGCCUUUUUAGACACUGUAAGGUUUGCAGUCUCUUUAAUUGAAACCUGAGGUCAGGUUAUUUUGUAUUGAUUAUAUCUAAUCCUUAGUAUUUGAAGGCAUGUUAGUUUUUUGGAAAUGCCAUUGCCCUAUUUGGGCUAUUUUCAUAUCUCAGAUUCCUAAUUCAAAUAUUACACUCAACCAUGUUCGAGUGGAGUCCACUAUUUUGUCCCAGUAAAGUUGAUCCGGCUACCAACUGAGCGAGUUUAAGAUUAGGGAUAGAACAGAAAUUACUUGUAAGAAUAAGUUUCUAGUGAGUCAUGACUGUAAAAGUCUUGAGUGGUUUGAGAUUGAAAUUUCUGGUUAUCUUAUGCGAUCAGACUUGCUUAGUCGGAUUGAAACAUGUAAUUCGAUAUCCUUAACAAGGACUCAUCUCGGGUCACACAUAUUUGCUGCUAUGUUUUCAACCAGGUACCCAACUAUGGGAAUAUGUCUCGGCUCAGGUCACAUGAGGAUUAGAAGUGCGGACUGGGUGCAUGUCUGAGGAGUCUGGGGCCCAUGGGAAUUCUCUUUCCAAUUGCCAGGUUGAUGGGAAACCUCUGUUUGUGCCUAGGGGCCAAACGCACACAGCCUGGUGUCCGGGCUCAGCAGCCACCCGCACCAGCAGCAGACAGUCAGGCACAGAGGUGCAGAAUUGUGAACCACUAUUGGGAGCCUCUUCUUGCAAUUUGAAUCCCACUAGCCGUAACUCACUCUCCUUAGUCGUUACUCACAUGGAGCCUCUCUUAGGUUCAUUUUUGACUUGUGUAAGUAGGGACAUGUGUAGAAGGCUUUGACUGUAUAAACUCCAGCGUAAAUCAUUGUAUAGCUGAUGAAACACUUAUAAUUUAAAGGCUUUUUGCCCUCAACUUUUCUCUCAGUACUUGUGUGGUUUGCCUGACGCUUGAGGCCUCAUUGCUUG